AGCCAUUUUGGCUCUAGCCAGGCUCCCCCCUCCUCCCUCCUCAUCCUCGCCCUCCCCUCCGCAGCAGCAGCACGAGCCCGCGAUGGUGCGCCAGCCCCUGGAGCUUCGCUGCCAGUCUCCGACUCCAAGCCUCCCCCCCUGGCGCUCCUUGCUGCUGCUCUUCGCCUCUGCGCUGGCGCUGUCGCUGGGCUUCGACCUCUGCAGGACCGGCCUCUGCAGGACCGGCGACCUCCCAAUCCUCACCAGCCUCAGCGGCGACGCGGCGCGAGGCUUGGCCGAGAUCGCGGUCCUUCUCCAGGUGGCCACGUGCGAGGGAAGCGCCUGGCAGGAGGCCCUGGCGGAGUGCGCGGGCAACGUUGCCGCGGCCGCGCUGGAGGUUGGCCGCAGCGCCUCGGUACAGGUGGCCGCGAGCCAGGAGUGCGCCGCUGCCUCCCGCGGCCUGGCGGACUCCCUCUUGGCCUCGAGGGUCCAGGUGGGCUUCCGCGCGGCCGAGGGCAGCUCCAGCGCCGAGCUUCUCGCGCUGCAGCUGAAGGAGGCCGAGGCGGCUGGCCUGGUGCUGAUCAUGGGCACGGACGCGGGGCCCGCGGUGCGGCACAGGACGACCCAGGCCCUCUGCGGCACCGUCCCGCAGGUGCACUCGGUGCUGCGCCAGUUCGACACGGACAGCAGCUUAGGUCUGCUGGCGCCGUUGGGCACCGUGGCGGACCACACGACGGAGACGAGCGACAUCAUGCCAUCUCUCAGACGCGCCCGCUUCGCGAACCAUACGACGUGCGCCAGCCUGUUCGGCCAGGAGCGCCUCUCCCGCAUGGGCAGGUACGCCCCCUCGCAUCAGUCCUCUGUGGCCGCGGUCGGCGGCAAUUACUGGACGCGGUUCACGGCGUUCCCCGCGCACGCCCCCGAGGUUAUCGCGGGAUUGAGGGCCACGUUUGGCAGCACGGGCGCCACCGCCAGGGAUGCGCAAUUGUCUCUGGUCGAGGUCUGGAUUCCGACCAUGGUGCGAGAAGGCGGCGCGAAGCUGGCUGAGAUCCCGCCGGCGCCGAAGCCCAUGGCCAUUUUUUUUCCCCAGUACCACCCCAUCCCCGAGAACGACAAGUUCUGGGGGACGAAUUUCACGGAGUGGACGCUGCUGAGGCCUUUCGAGGGACCGCAGAUCCGGAAGCCGCUCAGCGUCGAGAAAGGGGGGCUGGGGUACUACGACCUCCGCGACGUGGAGGUGCGGAGGAGGCAGGGGGAGUUGGCCAAGAGCUACGGCCUGCACGGGUUCGUGUACUACCACUAUUGGUUCAGCAGCGUAGAUGGCCACAAGGUCAUGUACAAGGUCCCGGAGCUCCGCAUCCAGGAUGGCCACCCUGACACACCCUUCAUGUUUAGUUGGGCGAACGAGGCAUGGAGCCGCCACUGGGAUGGAAACGAUACUCAAGACACGUUGAUGCUGGCUCAGACGUACGGUGAGCAGGAGGAGUGGACUGCGCAUUUCAACUACUUGGUGCAAUUUUUCAAGCAUCCGAAGUAUAUCCGGGUGGAGGGAAAGCCUGCGUUCGUCAUAUACCGUCCAGGGUUGAUGGAAGAGAAGUUGGAACCCAUGUUGGAGCUUUGGACACGGAUGGCUGUUGAAAACGGUUUACCAGGUUUGCAUAUCAUAGCCACGGUGGGAAGUUUCUACAGACUGCCCGCCGAGAGGCCAUGGGAGACCACUCCCAUGCUCAAUGCGGCAUUUCACUUUAUGACGUCGGACAUGUGUUGCCACGCUGGCGUCAAGCCUCACCCGCCUCCGGCGCCGCCCAACAAGCGGGCCGUGUCCACGGUGGAAGACUUCGGCGAGGUGGAGCAGGCCGUCCAGUACUGGGGAGCCUACGCAGGGUUCGAUAACCGCCCGCGCAAGCCCAAAGAGCGGAUCUUCCCUAAGCUCAAGGUUUCGCCGUCCGACUUCGCCCUCGGCGUGAAGUACUCGCUCGACGGGAUGGCGCACAACGGUGCAGCGAGAGAAGUAUGGGACAACCUGUAUUUUCUUGCUUCCUGGAACGAGUGGAACGAACAAAGCGUGCUGGAACCCGACGACACGUACGGGUUCGGCUUCCUGGAAGCAUUGCGCGAGCAGUUGCGCAGAGUUCCGUCGCGCGUGUAUGAGGGCCCUUAGGGUGGCCACGCCACGCGUUCAUGGACCAGGCUUAAGCUUGCCGCAUGCCGAUGUUGUCCAGCUGACGCGGUAGACAUACAUAGGGGGCACUCGGCAUUUGUUGUGCCCUGUCUCUGCCUCAGCCCCUCGAUGCAUCCCCCGAGCCCUGCGCAUUCAGGCCAGGGGCAACGCUGCGUGGGCGUGGCGCCGCGUGGCCCUCGCGGCGUCGCCUCGGGGGGGGGUACCUUUGUGGUGCCUCUCGCGGGUUUCUCGGGGCCCUCCCCCUUGGGGCGCAGACGCGCCCUUUUCCUCUACUCGGGUUUGGACAGAACCCCCACCCUGACAUGUCGAUUAGUUAAUUGUCCGUUUUCGGUUUUCGAGAGGGCGCCGCGACCUGUAGGGCCAUAGGGCCAUGGGGC
Prorocentrum cordatum is the source of this 2538-nucleotide messenger RNA. Lineage: Eukaryota; Dinophyceae; Prorocentrales; Prorocentraceae. The record is from the annotation of a GenBank genome assembly.